AGGCCCACGACGUUUCAAAUUCCCUCAAAAAAUCAUUAAAUGAUUCAUUAUCUUUAAACAUUUCCAUUCACCAUUACAAUUAUAUUUUCUAUACUACAAUAAUAUUUCUUCCGUAAAGUAAUUACGAGUAAUUAUUAUUAGUAAAAGCACUUGUUGGAAGGGGAAAAGUGUAAACAAACACCGGCGACACCGGCGACACUUGAAUGAGCAAUUGUUUUCGAAGAAAUGACAAUGAAGUAUUGAUGGAUUCAUGAAUGCACGUAAAAUUUAUCGAAUUCCACGAUAAAAAAAAAAAAAAAAAAAAACCCUGACGAUCUCUCGUUCUAAAAUGAAUGGAACAACACCAAAAUCAGACCUGCCAAAAGGGAAGAAACGUCUGUUCUUGAACAACAACAGCAUGAUGGAAUCUCCAGGACAAUCGAGUGCUGCAGUGUCUCCUGGGGAUGGCUUCAAGGUAUUCGUGAAGCUAAAACCUCCGCCAAAAGGUUUGAAACUCGUUCCCUCUCAGUUAAAACUGUACCAGAUAUUCAAAUCAUCAGUAAUCGUGAACCUAGAGGACGCCCAGCAGGAUCCAAGCAAGAAUGUUGAUGUCGUGGGUAAAAGAUUUCAGUUUCAAGAAGCCUUUGGGGGUGGUAUCACCCAGAAGGAGGUCUUCGAACGGGCAGUUAAACCCCAGGUGAUGAAUCUCAUGAAUAAUCAGGAUGGAGCAGUGAUGGCCUAUGGUUCCACGAACUCAGGGAAAUCCCACAGUCUUCAGGGUCCACCCGCAGACCCAGGGCUCAUCUUCAGGGCUUUGGAGAUGAUUUUCACCCAGAUCGAACCCUCGACCGUUCCUAAUUACAGACCAACGGGCUACAACACCGUGGAAACCCUUGAUUCAGAAAAAAAAAACUCAACAGCUGCGCUGAAAAAACGAAUCCUGUCACCUCUACGCAGAGACCAAGUGAAUCCAUUCUCAAGAUUCUUGGAGAGAAUAGCAGAUUAUUAUCCUGGAGGAUUGAGGCUGGGGCCUCAGCACGAGGUUUGGAUGUCGUGUUUGGAGAUACGAGAGGAAAACUACUGGGAUUUACUGCUCCCUGAGGAUGAGAGGACCUCUGAGCCCCUGGAGUUUCAUAUUAAUCCCAAGGGACAGACUUUCGUCAAGGGGUUGACACAUCUGCACGUGAUGUCAGUUGCCGAAGCUCGUGAUGUCCUGGUAGUUGCAAAAAUCAACUCGAAGAGAUUGAAUUCCAUGAGAUCCAAUCCGACGAUAUCAACAAUAAAGUCUCACUGCAUCUUUAAUGUUAUAUUGUUGAAGUACCAGGAGAUGAAUAAUCCAAGGGGAGUGCAGAUGAGUAGAAUUUCGUUCUGCGAUCUGGCAGCUCACCAGGAGUCUCCAGUCAUCGAGCCAAGUCUACUAGCUCUCCUGAAGUCCCUCAGAGCUCUCUAUCUACACCUGGGAUUCUCAAAUAAAUCCCCAGAGUACUUCACUCCCUCCAAACUCACUGGACUCUUCAGGAAUCCACUAACAGGCUCAUCAUCGCUCUCCUUGAUUGUUCACGUGAAUCCUGACCCUGGUGCCUACAAAGACACCCACGCAGUUCUGCAUUCCACUGCAAUUACAACAGAAAUCCUGACAAAAGUCAGGAUUGUCAAUCCUCUAAGGGUCAGGACGUCCUUAAUUCGAUUGGGCAUUGACGAGGACUUCUCCCACGAUGACAACCUGACAGCAGAGAAAGUGGAGGAGCUCCUAACGUCUUUCAAGCUUGAGCAGGAAUUUUAUAGGCAUUUGCAUCUGAACACUACCAUCCAGACCACCAAGAUGAUAAUCGAGAAAUAUACUUUGAUGAUGAAUAAAAUAGAUAAAUGCAUCAGGAAGAAGCUGGAAGCAACACCUUCUGGACAACCUGAAGAUCCAGAGGUAGUCGAGACUCGAAAGACAUGUGUCGAUAAUCUGAAGAGUAUUUUUCAGUACCUGGAGGAGAAUAAAUCCUCAAAAGAGUUACGACUGGCUGAUGAUGAGGAGGAACUCAGGGAGAUAUCCUCUCGUCUACCCCCAGGAUUCGGAGGGAGCAUCCCCGAGGGGGUAAACCCUGAGAUUUUCUGCCUCAGAAUGAUCCAGAAGAGGAAGGACCAGGACAGGAGGAUGACGGAUCUUUCUAAAUCGUUGAAUGAGGCUGGAGAUCAGCUGGGAAUUGUUCAUCGUGGGCAUUUAGAGAUCGAGAGGAAGCUGGGAGAGGUGGAGAGAAAGUACGUUGGAUUGAAGGUUCUGAAUGAUAUGGAUGGAAUAAUUAAUAGACACGUAAAGGAUUCACAGAGGCGAGAGGAUAGACUCCAGGGGCUCAGGAAAAUGGAGGACAAGAUGGAGCUGCAGAAGGAGAGACUGAGGAUUUAUGGGAACCAGUGGGGAAUUUCCUUUGAUGAUUGGGUGGAGAUGGAGCAAUUGGGUGAAGAUCGUCGAGAUUUUGAUGAUGAGAAAGCGGCGGAGUCUUCUGGGGAUGGUCGUCUUCAGGGACUAGGUGCUUUAAAUGAGGACUUGAUGGGGGGGAGGGCUGAGCUCUCAGAUGAUGUGCAUGAAGGAAUUCUCCAGGAGUUGGCGGCUGAACUUGAAACUCCAGCUGGAACUGGAGAUGAGACUGAUGAUAUCGUUGAUGAAGGAAAAGAAAUUGAAAAUAUUACUUCUCAAGGUGCCGUUCGUGAUAUCACAGAGGGAGAAGAGGCAAAUGGUUCCAAUCAAAUGCAUCUGGAGGUGAUGGAAGAGCUGGAGACUCGGCUCGAGUCUUUCAAGCAGGUGAAUCAAGAGGAUUUGAUCACCACUUCUUCGAUGGGCAUUCAUGAAGCAAAAGAAGAAGGUUCUGAGGUUUCUGAUCGACAGGAGACAGGCUUGGACACCUUGGGAGCAGUUCAAGGAGUUGAUGGGUUUAAUGGAGCAGGAGUUCAUCCUCCAGGUGCAAUCGAUGGCUUCACAGAGAGAGGUAAUUAUUUCAGUGACAUGCAGCUGGAGAUUAUGGGAAAAUUGGAGAUUGGACUGGAGUGUUCUAAUCACUUGGAUACACUGAACCACGAGAUCAACAUGUCAUCAGAAAUUGGAACAGCAGAAAUCGAAAUUUCCACUGAAAUUAAUGAACAAUCGAUAAAUCAAACCCCAAAAACUGUUAUAGAUCAUGUCGUCAGAUCAUCUGAGUCUAAUGCAGCAGGCAUUCCUGCUGCUGAAGAAUCAUCGUCUUCUGGAGCUUCAACUUCAGCUCGAAUUCCUCAUCAAGGACCUGGAGAUGUCCAGGAACAGCUGAAAGAGUUGAAGAGUCUGUGUGGAGGAGAUAAUUCUGUGAGAGACGUGACGAGAACAACUGAAUCCGAUCCAGAAUCUCCAAAAUUCGUUCCCCAGAGUGAACUCGAUGUCCAGGACGUGGAGAAACCCCUGAAGAAAUUCAAAGGUAAAAAGAAAGAUCAUUUAUCCCUCGUUGGAUCCAGCCAGCCACCUGUCAACAAUCGUGAGUUCGAGGAAUUAUUCUCAAAGGAUGAGGAUGAGGGCGAGGAUGGCAGCAUUGCUCAGACGAGAAGGAGUAAAAGGAUUCAAAUGGCUAGUCUAAAAAAAUCCAGGCUGAAUUACGCGGACGAAGGAAACAUCCCUUUGAGGAGGAGCGACCGAAAAAAAACUCCAACUCGACGAUUCGUCAGCCCUGAGGUGUCUUUUGGCCAACGAGAGAAGAGAAAUGCCGAAUCUCCACCUAUUUUAUGUCAUAAGUGCAAGAUCUAUAUCCUCGAUGGUCGUUGCUAUCGCUCUGCACUUGGAGCAACGAAAUUUGAACUGUGCAAUGAGUGUUUUGGGAAAUAUGGGCAUGAGUACACAAUUAAUUUCGUGGAGAUAUAAUUAUUCGGGGGUUUUUUUUUUCUGGGAGUUUGUGCUUUUUAAGUAAUGACUUUUUUUUUUUUUUUGAGUUCUUUCGAUUUUAUGACACGUUGAAAGACCGGGAAAUUAUUUUGUAAAAUGUUUCCAGUAUAUUCUCAAAGAUAAGAGAUUUUUAUUGAUAGGUUUUCGACAUUUUAAAGUCGGAAUCAAUUUUUUUUUCUGUUUUCAAUUUUUUUUCAUGUUCUGAAUAUCCUAUGAGAAUUAUUCGAAUCGAUAAAUAACUUUUGAUUUUGAUUU
This is a messenger RNA of Fopius arisanus, 4126 nucleotides long. RefSeq lists its product as uncharacterized. Gene Ontology annotation, molecular function: microtubule motor activity; ATP binding; microtubule binding. Gene Ontology annotation, biological process: microtubule-based movement. NCBI's taxonomy places the organism in Eukaryota, Metazoa, Arthropoda, Insecta, Hymenoptera, Braconidae. Gene Ontology annotation, cellular component: microtubule; kinesin complex; nucleus. The record is from RefSeq and is a predicted model, not a curated record. The transcript has a single exon. The coding region runs from base 329 to 3850 and encodes 1173 amino acids.